UGAGAGUGAGCGAGAGUGAGAUGCGCAGGAUUAGAUGGGCUGAUUUGUAUUGAAGGCUUUGUCAGCGUCUCGCCAUGAGCCAUGAAAUUGUGCUGUACAGCAAGGGCAAGGGCAAGGGCCUGGAUGACCCUCUGAAGCGCUUCACUAAGCGCACGGUGGACUAUGGCUCCGACCUUGUGCGCUGGAUGGAGGACUUGUCUUCCAGACCAAAACGCCGGCGCUUCCAAAGGCACUACAGCUACACCAAGGAGCUCGUGCCGCCCUUUGCCAUGCCCCACAACCCUUAUGACGGCAUUUGCCCACGUUUCGUGCACGCCGCGGUGAACAAGAACCGGUCACCGGUUCAUGUCGUCACCUGGUUUCCGAACGGUCGACGAGUGCUGACCGGCACCCUGGCGGGGGAAAUGACCAUUUGGAGUGGCUUGCAGUUCCAUUCGGAGAACGUGAUGCAGGCGCACAAUGCUGGCAUCAAGGCGAUGAAAUGGACCCCGGAUGAGUCGGUGAUGGUCAGCGGGGACCAGCUGGGCUUCAUCAAGCUCUGGGACCAGUACAUCUACAACUUUCAGACGUUUCAAGGGCACAAGGACUCGGUUUGCGAUAUUGCAAUCGCGCCUACUGGGGAGAAGUUCUGCUCCUGCGCGGAUGACUCCCAUGCCAAGGUUUGGGACCUCAGGACUGGAGACGAGGAGCGCGCAUUCACAGGCCAUGGCUGGGAUGUGAAGUGCUGCGCCUGGCAUCCGCUAAAAGGCUUGGUGGCCACAGGCUCCAAGGAUUCGCAGAUCAAGCUCUGGGAUCCCAGGGCCAGUGAAGCCAUCACCACCAUCUUCUGCCACAAGAAUACCGUGACGCAAGUGGCUUGGAGCCCCAGUGGUUCGUGGUUGGCCUCCGCCAGCCGGGACCAGCUGGUGAUGCUGCUGGACAUUCGCACAAUGAGCGUGCGGAAGGUCUUCAAAGCACAUCAGAAGGAGGUCACUUCCCUCUGCUGGCAUCCAGAGAGCGAUGGCUUGCUGGCGUCCGGGGGCUACGACGGGGCGUUGCACUUCUGGGGCACCAUGGGAUCCGCGCUGCCCAUUGAGAGUCUGCCCAUGGCGCACGAAGGCCCGGUGUGGUCACUGGCCUGGCAUCCUUUGGGCCACCUUCUGGUCAGUGGGUCCAACGACUACUCCACGCGCUUCUGGUCUCGAGGGCGCCCCGGGGAUGAGAACUUCGAGCAGUUUCUGCCCAAGCGCGUGGGGUUGGGCUCGGCGGAGACUUUGACUAUCCCGCCCACACCGCCCACAUCCACAGAUGGAGUGUUGAAGGCCGGGGUCCUUUCGGCGCUGCCGGCGCCGGCGCCCACCCCGGAGCUGCUGUCCAUCCUGAACGGCACCUUGGCGCUGGCGCCGGAGCCGGAGCCGGAGAAGCCGGAGGAGCCCAGCGACUCGACGCCCAUGGUGGGGCUCUCGCUCGGAGAGGGCCCCAAUGCCAAGAGCGUCCUGGACACAGCGGACUUUGAUGCGGAGGAGAGGCCGGAAAAGCGGCUCACCAAAGUGGAGCCAGAGGAGAAGGCCCUUCGCACCAAAGCGGAGCCUGAGGCCGAGGCAAAGCCGGUGAAGCCAGUCAAGACCGAGGAGAAGGCUGACAAGCCUACAGUCGUCAAGGUGGAGGAAGAUGCGUGAGCGGCAGAAAAGAAAAGAAGAGCUUUGC
Effrenium voratum is the source of this 1686-nucleotide messenger RNA. The record is from the annotation of a GenBank genome assembly. NCBI's taxonomy places the organism in Eukaryota, Dinophyceae, Suessiales, Symbiodiniaceae.